CACCUUGAAAAAGUCAUGAUAUUCACCUUGAAAAAGUCAUUGCAAAGGGUUGUUAAGAUUUUUUGCAUCCAGAAGAUGGGGGAGUACAAAGUUGAUGAUUCCACUCGAAAAAAUUGGCGAUUGGUCUGGCGAAAAAAAUCAAGAUUGUCAAUGGAUGCUCUGUGGUAAGGAGCCUGAUGAUAAGAUGUGGAUUAUUUCAAAGUUCUACCCAAAGCAUGCUUGUGAUGUGGGUGAAUGUGCGCAUGAUCAUUUUAAUCUAGAUAUCGAUAUGAUUGUUAAUGUGCUAGUUGACGACAUUGCACAAAGCCCAAGGUUCAAAAUUAAAGACUGCAUUACAGCCGUUUUGAAAGUGUAUCGCAAAAUCAUAAGUAGGCGAAAGACAUAUCUUGGGCGUAGGCGUACACAUGAGAUUGUCUAUGGUAAUUGGGAUAACUCUUUCAAGACGUUGCCGAGAUACGUGACUGCUCUACAACACUUCAAUGCUGGUACUGUUAUUGAAUGGAAGCUCAAGUCGAAACAUGGUGUGACCGGUAAUAUUUUUCAGUUUGUGUUUUGUCAUUCAAACCAUGCAUUGAUGGUUUUGCUCAUUGUCGGUCAGUAAUCUCAAUAGAUGGCACACAUGUGUACGGGGUAUACGACAACAAGCUACUAAUUGCAGUUGGAAUGGAUG
This is a messenger RNA of Lycium ferocissimum, 670 nucleotides long. RefSeq lists its product as uncharacterized. The transcript has 2 exons. The record is from RefSeq and is a predicted model, not a curated record. Lineage: Eukaryota; Viridiplantae; Streptophyta; Magnoliopsida; Solanales; Solanaceae. The coding region runs from base 95 to 601 and encodes 168 amino acids.